Molecule: messenger RNA, 1368 nt
Organism: Colletotrichum spaethianum
Lineage: Eukaryota; Fungi; Ascomycota; Sordariomycetes; Glomerellales; Glomerellaceae
Product: L-saccharopine oxidase
Exons: 3
Coding region: 1-1368 (455 amino acids)
Molecular function (GO): saccharopine oxidase activity; flavin adenine dinucleotide binding; sarcosine oxidase activity
Source: RefSeq, a predicted model, not a curated record
AUGGCUGACAGCACACCCCCGUUGUCGAAGACCUCGAGCAUCGCAAUCAUCGGCGCGGGAACAUUUGGAAUCAGCACCGCAUACCAUCUGGCAAAACGUGGCUACACGAACAUUACAUGUCUCGACCGACACCCCGUGCCGAGUCUUGACUCUGCAGGUUAUGACUUGAACAAAAUCAUCAGAACCGAGUACGACGAGCCUCUGUACACCGAUCUAGCGCUCGAAGCCCUCAAUGCGUGGAGACAGCCGGAGUGGAAUGGUGUCUUCCACGAAACAGGCCGCAUUGUCACAACAUUGGGAGAUCCUCUGGCAGAGAAGCACCUCAAAGAGUCUUACGAGAACUUGAAAAAGGCUGGGCAGGCUGGUGGCCUCGAGCUGGUCGAGGGCAAAGAGCAGAUUGCGAAGCACGUCCCUCAGCUGCGCAAUGCAGAGGGGAUCGAGAAAUGGAAGGGGCUCUGGAACAGCCAGGGCGGCUGGGCGCACGCAAAAAAGUCGCUUGAGAAAUGGGGCCACGAGGCACUGGGUAUGGGCGUCAAGUUCAUAUCGGGGCCCGAGGGCACCAUGACUGAACUGAGUCUUGACAGUUCGGGCAGCCUAGACGGAAUCAAGGUUGCUUCGGGCGACGUGGUGCGUGCAGAUAGGUAUAUACUCUGCACCGGAGCAGCAUCACCAGCUGUACUUCCCGAAUUAUCCAGGGAGAUGUGGACAAAAUGCUGGUCUUUGGCUCACAUUGAACUGAACGACGAGGAAAUUGCUCAGUGGAAAGGGAUUCCUGUUGUGGACAACUUUGAAUUGGGCUUCACCUUUGAACCGGAUCCUGAAACUAGCAAGUCAACUUCCAACAUGGUCAUGGAGAGAAUUACUAACCGAUAUAAAGAGUGGAUGAAGAUCUGUGACGGAUCCCCAGGAUACCAAUACCGCGUCGGGACUUACACUGAUCCCUCAGGCAAAGUGGAACACUACUCGGUCCCUCGAUAUGCGAGCACACAUCCGGACGACGGCAUCCCUGAUGAAGCCGCCACUGCCAUCAAACUUUUCAUCGAUACUGUAAUGCCGCAGUUCUCGGGGCGGCCGCUCCUUGGCGCGAGGGUCUGUUGGUGUACCGACUCUCCUGACGCCCACUGGCUGAUUGACAACCAUCCAAAGCACCCGUCUCUUCUUCUGGCCACCGGUGACUCGGGCCACGCCUUCAAGAUGUUUCCAAUCAUUGGCGACUACAUCUCGGACGCUUUGGAGGGCAAGGAGAGGGGCUUGAAGAAGGAGUGGAAAUAUGGCAACAGAGAGUCAAGGCCUGUCGCGACUCGUCCAGGAACGGAAGUCAAGGAUCUCAGAGACGUUUUGCACCUGGAAACCAAACAGGGACUAUAG